GACGUUGAUGCCCUUAUCCAUUUCUUUUGGCACAACACAACAAUCCUCAAAUAUUGAGAUUGAGAAACGAGAAGAGAGUAAAACCCAAAUGCUCUGAAAACUGAAUGAAUGUAAUGGCGCUACUACGUCUUCCGUGCUUAACACCAACACAAACACAAACUCAGUUAUACACAAAACAAUACCUUAUUCACUUUCAGAACAAACCUUAUUCCACCAAUCCCAAUCUCUUCUUUUCUAAAUCACAAUCUUCAUUUCAAUUUCCAACUCUAUCCCUUAUCAGAACCAAACAACACGCUAAUUCUACUUCCGAACAAGUAACCGUUGAAGAAAAAGAAGACACUGAAGAAUUGUCUCGUACUAGGUUGCUCGCUCAGAAUGUUCCAUGGACAAGUACCGCCGAAGAUAUUCGUUCUUUGUUUGAACAACAUGGAAAAGUCCUCGACGUUGAGCUUUCAAGGUAUAAUAAGAACAGAAACAGGGGUUUGGCGUUUGUGGAAAUGAGUUCCCCUGAAGAAGCUCUUGCUGCUUUCAAUAGUCUCGAAUCGUAUGAGUUUGAGGGUCGCGUAAUACAUCUCAAAUAUGCUUGGCCUAAAAAGGAGAAAACGCCGCCCCCGGUGAAACAAAACCCAAUAACAUUUAACUUGUUUGUUGCAAACUUGUCCUAUGAAGCAAGGUCUAAAGAUCUCAGGGAGUUUUUUGAUUCUGGAUCUGGUAGAGUUGUUUCUGCAGAGGUUAUAUUUAAUGAGAAUCCUAGAAGGCCCUCUGGUUAUGGAUUUGUUUCAUUCAAGUCUAAGAAAGAAGCUACUGAAGCUCUUUCUGCGUUUGAAGGAAAGAAUUUUAUGGGAAGGCCAAUCAGGGUGAAACCUAGUAAGCGAUUUGUUCAACCGGCAGAGGAGAGUGCGGUAUCUGAAGAAGAUACAUCUUCUGAAUUAAGCGUGAAUGAGGCGGAACCUGACAAAGCUGGUGGUUUGCACCUUUGUGAACCAGAGGCUGAACAAAUAAAAGAAAAGGAUAGGUGUAAGCACAAUCAUUUCUGUGACUCAAAAAAUGACUAAUCUUGGUAUAUGGAUUGAUGAUAUCCUCAUGAAAUCUUGAUAUCUUCAUCGCAUCAUUUAAAAUUGUUAUAGCAUGGUAAUGUAUCUUAAUACAGCAAUAAACAUAUCUAUCUUAGUGGUAUUUGCAUCUUCAUUAAUUACAUAUAUCAAGUUACAUUGUGGUAUGACAA
This is a messenger RNA of Cicer arietinum (chickpea), 1225 nucleotides long. The record is from RefSeq and is a predicted model, not a curated record. NCBI's taxonomy places the organism in Eukaryota, Viridiplantae, Streptophyta, Magnoliopsida, Fabales, Fabaceae.